AUGGAGUUCGAUCCCAAGACCCCGUCAUACCUCACCUCCGACCCGAAGAGCUUCGGCCACAAGUCCGUCAACGACCGAUGGCCCGUCAUUGUGACCAGUGCCAUCGACGACCUGCACCGGACCGUCGCCGAUGUCACCGACGAGGAGAAGCGCAAAGAAGGAAAAUCGAUCAUUGAGCAGCUGGCGAAGCUCAAAUAUGAGAUCCAGCAUGAUAGACAGAUGACUCCUCUCCAGGAUGACAGCGAACCGGGUAUCGAGGAGUACAACGAGGAAUUGGAGCAGCGAGGAAACCCCAAGUGGCAUGACGUGUCAUGGCUAUUUUCGGAGUGCUAUCUCUACAGGCGUGUGGCCACUCUAUUUGCCCUCUCAAAGCAUUGGAAGAGAUACGAUGUAUUUUCCCGCCAGAAGAUGGACACCUUCAAGUCUUCGCGACCCGCCGUGAUUGAAUUAGCAGCUAGAUACAAGGAAUUGGCCACUGAGGCGAAGAAAGGACACAACACUGAAGAAACUGACCGUCUGCUUUUCAGGGAGAUGUGCGAGAUCUGUCUAUGGGGGAAUGCGACGGAUCUUUCACUUUUGACAUCUCUCACCUACGAGGAUAUCCAGAAACUGCAGGGCUCCCAGGCGCGCAAGGACGCAGAGGAAAACAUUCUCGUUAAUGACCUGGACGCCGCAUUCGCUGCUCUCAGACAAAGCAAGAACGAAGGGAAGGCAGAACGCCGCGUGGACAUUGUCCUGGACAACGCCGGUUUCGAGCUUUUCGUCGACCUUAUCCUUGCUGGAUACCUCUUGUCCGCUGGCAUCGCCACAUCGGUGGCCCUCCGCCCCAAGGUGAUCCCCUGGUUCGUGUCGGAUGUUGUCCCUCAAGACUUCGCGGACCUUAUCCAGGCCCUGGCCGACCCACAGAGCUUCUACACUGCACCUGAUGACUCUGGAAGAGAAAAGACCCCGCUUUCAGACAAGGAGCUUGAAGAAGUCAAGUUCCUUUUCGAUCAGUGGAGCAACUUCCACGCGGAGGGCAAGUUGAUUAUCCGCCCUCACCCCUUCUGGACCAUGGGUGGCAGCUACUGGCGCUUACCGCACGUCGCACCGGACCUGUUCGAAGACCUGAAAGAGUCCGAACUCGUCCUUUUCAAGGGCGACCUUAACUACAGAAAGCUGACAAACGAUGCUGCCUGGGACCCUACGACACCCUUCACAACCGCCAUCGGUCCGCUAGGCCCGCACUCCGGCAUCCGUGCCAUGUCCUUCCGUACCUGCAAGGCCGAUGUCGUUGUUGGUCUCCCCGCUGGCAAAGACGAGGAACUGCGCAAGGUCUAUGGAGGCUCGGGAUCCGGGGGCCGCGAAUGGGCUUGGAGUGGGAAAUGGGCCGUGAUAUCUUUCUCUGAUGGAAAGGCUUGA
Molecule: messenger RNA, 1401 nt
Organism: Aspergillus puulaauensis
Lineage: Eukaryota; Fungi; Ascomycota; Eurotiomycetes; Eurotiales; Aspergillaceae
Product: damage-control phosphatase ARMT1 family protein
Exons: 6
Coding region: 1-1401 (466 amino acids)
Biological process (GO): DNA damage response
Cellular component (GO): nucleus; cytoplasm
Molecular function (GO): phosphatase activity
Source: RefSeq, a predicted model, not a curated record